Molecule: messenger RNA, 5096 nt
Organism: Haplochromis burtoni (Burton's mouthbrooder)
Lineage: Eukaryota; Metazoa; Chordata; Actinopteri; Cichliformes; Cichlidae
Gene: sh3kbp1
Product: SH3-domain kinase binding protein 1
Exons: 19
Coding region: 233-2077 (614 amino acids)
Molecular function (GO): protein binding
Source: RefSeq, a predicted model, not a curated record
GCCUCCUCUGCCGUGUCACCGGAGAUAAAAAGAAAAAAAAAGAAAAAAAAGAGGAAGGAAUAUGGUUUCGUGUGACGCUCCUCCCGUUUCAGCAGCACUGCUGUAGCGGAUCUGUAGCACGAGCAGGAGGCUGGGGCUCGGUCCGGCGCAAACCCCCUUUAUACCUGAAACAACCGCCUUCCCCGUUACCGAGCAGGCUGCAGGAGCACUACCAGCACACCGGGACACAUAAAUGGUGGAAGCCGUGGUGGAGUUUGAUUAUGAGGCUCAGCAGGACGAUGAGUUGAGCCUGACGGCGGGUGACAUCAUCGUGAACAUACGGCGAGAUGAAGGAGGAUGGUGGGAGGGCGAGCUGGGUGGACGCAGGGGGCUGUUCCCCGAUAACUUUGUCAGGGAGAUAAAGAAGGAGGGGAAGAGGGAUGGAGGACAGGCAAGCACAAUCAGACCUGACCUCGCCAACGGCAGUGCUAGCCCCGUGCUGGACUCCACCGUACGACCAGGCAGGAAAGGAGAGCAGAUCCGUAAACGAAGAUGUAAGGCUGCGUUUAGCUACGUUCCUCAACACGAAGAUGAGCUGGAGCUGAAAAUAGGAGAUGUGAUUGAGAUCAUAGCAGAGGUAGAGGAGGGCUGGUGGGAGGGAGUUCUUAAUGGGAAGACUGGAAUGUUUCCCUCCAACUUCACCAAAGAGAUCCUCACUGAUUCAGAGACGCCCUCUUUGGACUCGCAGGAGGAGAACCGCAGUGGACGCACAAAUAAGGACAGCCCAAGCAGUGAAAGCGACGGUGGGGACAGUCGGUCAGAAACAGGGUCAGAAAUCCCUCCCAAGAAGGGUCAGCUCAGAGGGUUUGGCUUUGGUAAUAUCUUUAAAGACCAGCCCAUCAAGCUCAGGCCUCGCUCAAUGGACGUGGACUCGGAGGUGGACAAGGCCAGCGACGGGAAAGCAGCGAGCGUUGCAGUUGAAAGCAUGAAGACUGAGCCUGACAGCAAAAGCAAAGGGCGGGAGCAGUGUAAAGUCCUCUUUCCAUACGAAGCACAAAAUGAAGAUGAGCUGACGAUCAAAGACGGGGACAUCAUAAAUAUCAUUACUAAGGAUUGUGCCGAUGCAGGCUGGUGGAUGGGGGAGAUCGGGGGAAGGCAAGGUGUCUUCCCAGACAACUUUGUCAAGCUGCUAGAAGUUGAGAAAGAGAGACCAAAGAAACCGCCUCCUCCAAGUGCACCGUCGGCAAAACACACCACAGAGAAAAAGUCAGAGGUCAGGAAGGCUCCUCCUGAGCGGCCUGAACAUCUUCCCCAGAGAGACCAGGAUCGAGGUGAAGAGGUGAAACUCGGAGACCUCUCUAAGCCCACCCUCCCAUCUCUCCUUCCCAAAAAACCCCUCCUUCCAAAGUCAAGCGCCUCCUCUUCCUCCCAACCCCCGCGGCGUCCCGAGAGACCGCCCACACUAGCGUGUGAUAGCCCCAAAUCUGAGGGCGGGGCUUCGAUACCAGAUUCUGCCCCUGACAGGUCACAUGACACCGAUAUGGAUCUGGACGCAGUUGUCUCUUCUACAGAGAAGCUGAGUCAUCCAACGGCAUCGCGACCACGAGUCACGGACCGCCGACCCCGUUCACAGAUCAUCACACCAUCUUCUCUGUCCUGCACUGACCUUGACUCACCGAUAGUGGAGGUCAGGAAGGACAAGGAGCGAGUGAAGGACAAUCAUGAGUCUGUCUCCACCAGAUCCGUAGAUGUUUCCCUGAGGAAAGGAGUACCCACCAUCUCUGCUCCUGACAGUAAAGUACCACUGCCUGCCAAGCCCUCUAUCCUGAACCCGCCAAACUCCAGCCAUCGAUCCGCCUCUCCGUCUUCCUCCUCGGGUCUGAGUCCCUCACCCGAGCUCCGGCACUCACCACAAACACCCCUAUCUCUGGAGGAACUCAGGAACCAGCUGAGAGACCUGAGGGCCUCCAUAGACCUGCUGAAGAGCCAACAUAGGCAGGAGAUGAAGCAGCUGGCCACCGCACUAGAUGAGGAGAGGACGAUUCGUAUUAAUUUACAGAUGGAGGUAGAACACAUUAAGAAGAGCCUUUCAAAAUGAAGACUAAAGCAUCGUUAUUGUCACAUUCUUAUCACCACAUUGGAGGCCAUCCUUUGAAGACAUUCUCACUGCUGGUCUGAGACUCUUCAGCCAAAAGAAGUUUGUGCCAAAUGAUCAUCACAAUCAGCAACAGUUCAGCACCAUGGAGUCAGCCACCUUCUCUCCCCGACGCCGCCUUAUCCUGUGUUUACUUCUUUAUUUUUCUUCUAAAGAGGCUUCUCUGUUCAGUUUACUGCUAUUUUGUUGGAGCUUGCUGUACCACCGGUACUGACUGACUGCGCUGCAGUCUGUCGUUGCGUGUUGCCACGGUUACAGAACAAUGACACAGAGCCGGGGCUGCCGUGGCAACCUCACUGGUACUUCAUGUUUCUGUGUGAAAGAAACUUUGACCUCUGUAGCCCGGUCGGUUCAGACGACCCCUGUGCUGUUCUGCGUCCACUCUGCGGCCUUUGCCUCUUAUCUGUGUGUGUGUGUAUGUUUGUGCACUUGUUUUCCUUCCAUGUGAGGACUGUAGGCGUACGUACUGAAAAUGGGGACACUUUUGCAAAUGUAAAUUAGCCGCAUUUGCCCUGCAUUAACUUUCCUGAGAUGCACUUACCAGGUUUUCAGUGGGUAAACAAAGAGAUUCAGGGAGUCAGUCGGGGUCACAAAAAGAAAAGUGAGCUAUUUCUGUGAGAAGUGAUGUCACUAGUUCAAGACAGCCCUUGACUGGAAACAGAUAAAUUAUCUAAUGGCUUGCAAAGUUUUUUUUCAUUUAUUAAAAUUAUUACGUGCCAGCGAUACAAUUUCCCAGGACAACAUUCAGGUGUGGCAAACCACCUUGAGCAUCAGGUGAAAUAGGGCAUUUUGCAGCUACCAGUUUUUAAAAUGGGCCACACUCGUUUUUCUUAAUUUCUUCAUUCACAUCUUUAAAGUAUCAGCAGUUGCAGAACAAAUCCCAAAUCAGGGGUGCCAACAGUGAUGUCCCUACAGCUAGUUCUCUACCAAGUUUCAACUGGGCUGGGUAACCAUGAGACUUUAGUUCCAUUGAACGUUAGUAGUGUUUUUGGUGGAAAUGCAGCUAUUGUUGCAUUUACAGGAUCUUUACUUCUGUAAGGAUCAUAUAAAGAAGAUAUAUAUCUACUUGUACAUCUUUGCAUGAUUUACUUAAACUGUUUUUAGUCAUGCUCUAGUCAUGGCCUCUUUUCCAGUGAGCCCAUUCUGAUAUGACUGGUCAGCCUCCAGAAGCUGCUAGGGAGCCUGAGACCGUUUUCCUUUUUCUUUGUUUGUUUGUUUUCUCUAAAACGGUUGGUAGCAUUGUAAAUGGUGAAUAAAACACACCAUCAUAACAAUAUCUAAAUAACAGUAAACCACACGUGUGCCCUUAAAGGUUAUCAUUUGGAUUAAGAAAUAAAUUACGAUAAAAAUUAAUGCUCAGGCCAUCUAAGGUAGACUUCAGGUGCGUAAAUCUGAUGCCUCUGCCAUUCUCAGCAGCAUUCUCCUUUAACCACAGAUGUGACGUCUGUGUUUUCAAUCUGCAGUUGAACCUGGAAGCACAUCAGGAUACUGAAAAGCUUAAUCAAAGUAGCUGGCACGAUAAGUGCUGAUACUGUAGGUGCUAUUUACAGGAGUUUCUGGAUUUUUUGGGGGAAACAUAUAAGCAGAUGUCAGCACCAGGUUAGCUUAACUAAGCAUAAACACUAGAAUUUAGAGGUUAUGGAAGCACAGUAAAAUUACAAACACUGAAAACUUCCAGACAUUACAUCUGUUUUAGCACAUACUUAAACAAUGUAUGCCUAAUUAGCUGUUAAUAUGCCUUAUUUGCUAUGCACCAUUUAUUUUAUCCACAACUAUCUAUAAUUUCCAUGCCAUCAAACAUCACUUUCAUUUUGAAAUCAAUGCCAUAUGUGUUUUCACAAAAUCGUGAAAUAGUUUUUACACAACUAUUAUAAAUACUGUCAUCCUUCCUGUGGACAGCUGUUCACACACUUUUGGUGCCAGACUGAAGAAUAUUGGAAAAGAUGAUGGCAUAGUGUAGCAAAUUUUCUGAUGUCCUCUUUACAUCUCUAGCUUGUUGAAAAACUGAAAUGGGCUGACUUUGCUUAUGAUCAAAAACUAGCAAGUAAGCAACUUUUUCAAACUGUGUUUUUGUUACGAAUCAGUCCCACUAUAUGAUAAAUUAUCAUCCUGAAGAGUUGCGGCAUUUGUUAUCUUUGGAAAGAGGCCAGCUUACCCCUUCAUUUCCAGUUUUUAUGUUAAUAGGCUAACUAUCGUCUGCCUCCAGCUUUAUUUUUACUGUACAGGCAUGACAGCGGAAUGAAUCUUUCCAUCUUGCACUCAUUCAAAAUGCAACAAAAGCACAUUAACCCCAGAUGGAAAAUUAUUCCUGCAGUGUUUGGCUGCAAAUUGCAUUUUUAUCUGAAGAGAAAAAACACACUGAUCAACUUAUUGUGAUUUCUUUUCCAGGAUGGUUGAGCAUGCAUCAAGACGCAUAGAGACACAUCUGUGUGACAUUUAUCAAGUUAAACUCAAUGCCUUCUCUACGUAGAACUUACUAUUUAAUCUUUUUUUUUUCUUGUUCAGUUUCACUCACAUCUCCAGAAAGCUGACAAAACUGUUGCGCCGUUGGCAUCUCACUCCUAAAAACCAAACUGAGAGCCACGUGCUUCUCGUGUUUGUGGUGCUCUUUUGGCAGCAGGUUAAGAGUAACUUUAAAGACAGAGUUUGAGGAAUGUAGACAAUGAAAGGUCCUCACAUGUGUGUGCAUGUGUAUGUAUGUGUGAUAUAGCAUGUACGGCUGUUUGCCUCCUUUCCUUUUAUGUGCACAGAAUCUAUGGCAACCUGUCACUGUGGCCUUCAUGUUUUUGAUUCCAAAUCUUUAUUUCUUUUUUCUUUCUUUCUGUCUUUCGUAUGACAAAGAGAAAACUGCUACAACUGAGGCUACAAGUUGUUUUCUUGACUUGGUCCUUUCUCUCCAGGAUAGUGAUAAAUAUAUAUACUUUUAUAUUUCAGUGUAAUAAAGAUGCUAUUAUGUACUGUG